UCUUCUACUCUUCUUCCUCCUCACUCCUUUGUUCUCUCCGCUUCACUUUCCUCUAAUCCCCCCAAAUUCUUCCACUUAGGGUUAGGGUUAGGGUUUUUCCAAUCAAUAAACCUUAAACUAUGGCGUCUUCAACAGCUCAAAUUCACGCUCUUGGAGCCACAUAUUUCACAACUCCCUCAAAUUCUACCCGCACAAAACCCUCAAAAACAGUGUUUUUAGGACAAAACCUAAACAACAGAACCCUAAACUUCGGAUUAAACCACAAAAAGAGCACUAGCUCAAGCCGUCGCAACGGCGGUGGUCUUCGUGUGGUGGCUGAGAAGGUUGUGGGAAUUGAUUUGGGGACUACAAAUUCAGCUGUGGCAGCUAUGGAAGGAGGGAAACCCACCAUAGUUACCAAUGCUGAAGGACAGAGAACAACUCCUUCAGUUGUGGCGUAUACGAAAAGUGGUGAUAGGCUUGUUGGGCAAAUUGCCAAGCGUCAGGCUGUGGUGAAUCCUGAGAAUACGUUCUUUUCGGUGAAGAGGUUUAUUGGAAGGAAGAUGAAUGAGGUGGAUGAGGAGUCUAAGCAGGUUUCGUAUAAUGUUAUUAGAGAUGAGAAUGGAAAUGUUAAGCUUGAUUGUCCUGCUAUUGGUAAAUCAUUCGCUGCUGAAGAAAUUUCAGCUCAGGUCCUGAGGAAGUUGGUGGAUGAUGCAUCCAAAUUUUUGAAUGACAAGGUUUCCAAGGCUGUUGUCACGGUUCCUGCUUACUUCAAUGAUUCUCAGAGGACAGCAACAAAGGAUGCAGGUCGCAUUGCUGGAUUGGAGGUUCUUCGGAUCAUUAAUGAACCCACAGCUGCCUCCUUGGCUUAUGGUUUUGAAAAGAAAAAUAAUGAAACAAUUUUGGUUUUUGAUCUUGGAGGUGGUACUUUUGAUGUAUCAGUUCUUGAGGUUGGUGAUGGUGUCUUUGAGGUGCUUUCUACUUCUGGUGAUACCCAUCUUGGUGGUGAUGAUUUUGACAAGAGGGUUGUUGAUUGGCUUGCUGCAAGUUUCAAGAGGGAUGAAGGUAUUGAUCUUCUGAAAGACAAACAAGCUCUUCAACGUCUGACUGAGACUGCUGAAAAAGCUAAGAUGGAACUGUCAUCACUCACACAGACUAACAUCAGUUUGCCAUUCAUUACAGCCACUGCUGAUGGUCCUAAACACAUUGAGACAACUAUCACACGUGGUAAAUUUGAAGAACUAUGCUCCGAUCUGCUUGACAGGCUUAAAACUCCUGUUCAGAAUUCCUUGAGAGAUGCCAAGCUCUCCUUCAGCGAUAUUGACGAGGUGAUCCUUGUUGGUGGUUCUACACGUAUUCCAGCUGUUCAGGAACUUGUUAAGAAAUUGACAGGAAAAGACCCCAAUGUUACAGUUAACCCUGAUGAAGUUGUUGCUCUUGGUGCUGCAGUGCAGGCUGGAGUGUUGGCCGGAGAUGUCAGCGAUAUCGUUCUUUUGGAUGUCACACCUUUAUCCAUUGGUUUGGAAACACUUGGUGGUGUGAUGACAAAGAUCAUUCCAAGAAAUACAACAUUGCCUACCUCAAAAUCAGAAGUAUUCUCUACCGCUGCUGAUGGUCAGACAAGUGUAGAAAUUAAUGUCCUCCAAGGGGAGCGAGAAUUUGUCCGGGACAACAAAUCUUUAGGCAGCUUCCGGCUUGAUGGAAUUCCUCCUGCCCCAAGAGGGGUUCCUCAAAUUGAAGUGAAGUUUGACAUUGAUGCCAAUGGCAUUCUCUCCGUCACUGCUAUUGACAAGGGUACUGGGAAGAAGCAAGACAUCACCAUUACUGGUGCCAGCACACUGCCCGGUGAUGAGGUCGAGAGAAUGGUUAAAGAAGCUGAAAGAUUUGCCCAGGAAGACAAGGAGAAGAGAGAUGCCAUAGACACAAAGAAUCAGGCGGAUUCUGUUGUCUACCAGACAGAAAAGCAAUUGAAGGAACUUGGAGACAAAGUACCAGGGCCGGUGAAGGAGAAAGUUGAGGCUAAACUUGGAGAGCUGAAAGAAGCCAUCUCAGGGGGCUCAACUCAGACCAUGAAGGAUGCUAUGGCUGCCCUUAACCAAGAAGUAAUGCAGCUUGGUCAGUCGCUCUACAACCAGCCGGGUGCUGGAGGUGCUGCACCAGGUGCUGGUCCAGCACCGGGGGGUCCCGAUGGGCCUGCAGAAUCAUCAGGGAAGGGACCUGAUGAAGACGUAAUUGAUGCUGAUUUCACAGACAGCAAGUGAGAGCAUUGAAGAGCAAUUUUGAGACCAUAUGUGAUUUUCAGCUUAUUAUACUCUUAGUUUGUGUAUAAGGGGUUAACUUUUUGCACAAUUAAGAUUUUGGGGGACAGUUUCUGGUGGAUGGAGUAUGUGAAAAAGAUAAAUUCAUACAGGGAACUAGAGGUUAGAAAUGUUGAGGUAGGUGGGUAUUCUUGAUUGCAAAAUGAAAGAGUGUGAACCCAUGAAUAUUUUUAGCGAUGUUAGCAGUUGAACCGAAGGGUUAGAGGAGCUGCUCUUUGUGGUCUCUCACUCGUACCAUCCCCUAACUUGAGAAGAUCCUUCCCUAAAGUUCCUUUUGGUUUUCAUUACUUGUUUAUCAGACAUGCUGUUAUUGGAGUGAUUCAUUUUGAAUUUAAUUCUUAGUACCGGCAUAAAA
This is a messenger RNA of Lycium ferocissimum, 2652 nucleotides long. Its product is annotated as stromal 70 kDa heat shock-related protein, chloroplastic. Gene Ontology annotation, cellular component: cytoplasm; chloroplast. The transcript has 8 exons. Gene Ontology annotation, molecular function: ATP binding; heat shock protein binding; misfolded protein binding. Bases 120 to 2240 code for a protein of 706 amino acids. The record is from RefSeq and is a predicted model, not a curated record. Gene Ontology annotation, biological process: cellular response to unfolded protein; protein refolding. Lineage: Eukaryota; Viridiplantae; Streptophyta; Magnoliopsida; Solanales; Solanaceae.